AUGUCUACCAAGUCCAGUGGAGGCCAGGUAUCCUACGUGAAAAUGCUGAUCUUCUUCUGCGCGUUGCUCGCAUAUUCAGGUUCAAGCGUGGUUGCCGCACAAUCGAGCAGUGUCAUACACAAUGCACACGGUUUGGACAAGUUAAAUGCGGCUUCUAGCUCGGUCUCUUCCAUCAAACGCCACUUGAGGUCAAGCGAAGACACGGAAGCGGGUGACUGUUUCAUCUUGAGAAGACUCGGUAUAAGUCUGAAUGAAAAUGUGUCCAAAGUAGUCUCAGACUUUCAAGAGUCGUGGGGGCGGCUGUGGCAGAAAUCCUCGGACGGCACAUAUAAGGACCUGAAGCUCCACAAGACAAAAGGUGGACCAUUUGAAAACUCAAAGUUUUUGGAUUGGGUCACUUACGUCGAAUCAUUAUACCACAAAUCCCUGGCUGACGCGUAUAAAGCAAUGUUUUCGACCUUGGCACGUCGAUACAAGGACGCUGCUGAUCUGACCAGAAUUCUCGUGGAGGGAAAAAAUAGUGAAAGUACGAGAUCCAUUGCUACGGAAUUGCUAGGUGUCCAGGUCCAGCGCUGGAUAAAGAAGGGCAAAUCUUCUGAGCAAGUUUUUCGCCUUUUGAAGCUCGACACGACAGCAGGUGGACCAUUUGAAAGCCCAGUCUUUUUGCAGUGGGUCGCUUUCGUCCAGCUUAGAUACAACAAAUACCCGGGUGACGCGACUGAUUUAAUGUUGUUGACCCUGGCAGAACUGCUAACCGCUCAAGCCUGGCGCUGGAUAGACGCUGGAAGAUCUGAAACACAUGUUUUCAAAAGUUUGGAGCUCGACAAGACAGGGGACAAACUAUUUGAAAACCCACUCUUUACGCAGUGGGUCAAUUUCGUCAAUUUAAGGUUUUCACACCUGGAUGAAGCAAACAAGGCGAAGGAGGCAAAUGUGGCGAUGUUCACGACAUUAAAACUUUUUUACACGGCCGAGGUUCUUACCAAGAUUCUAGAUGGGGGAAUGAAGAUACCUGCUACGAAAGACAUUGCUUCUAAACUAAAAGCGAUUAUUCAGUCUUCGAAGGAAGACAAUUGGGUCAAAAUGCAUCGUUUUGGAGCUUUAUCACCAGACAGGCAUCAAACUAUUGAUCCUAAAAAUGUGGUUGUAGUACCUUACUCGGAAAAGUAA
Peronospora farinosa is the source of this 1170-nucleotide messenger RNA. The record is from the annotation of a GenBank genome assembly. NCBI's taxonomy places the organism in Eukaryota, Oomycota, Peronosporomycetes, Peronosporales, Peronosporaceae.